AUGCUUACAAAUAAUCAAUUAUUAAAACAUUCACGUAUAAAAAAAAAAAAACAAUCUUAUAAUUUUUAUACUAAACCACAAAUUAAAGGUUUAUGUAUUAAAGUUUUUACACGAACUCCUAAAAAACCUAACUCAGCUUUAAGAAAAAUAGCUAAAAUAAAACUUAAAAAUAAAAAAGAAAUUUUAGCUUAUAUUCCUGGAGAAGGUCAUGCUUUACAAGAUCAUAAUUUUGUUUUAAUAAAAAAAGGAAGAGUACAAGAUUUACCUGGAAUUAAAUAUAAAGUAAUUAGAGGUGUUUUAGAUACUAUAGGAGUUUUAAAUAGAAAAUCUAGUAGAUCUAAAUAUGGUACAAAGAAAAUAAUAUAA
Molecule: messenger RNA, 366 nt
Organism: Toxoplasma gondii ME49
Lineage: Eukaryota; Apicomplexa; Conoidasida; Eucoccidiorida; Sarcocystidae
Source: the annotation of a RefSeq genome assembly